AUGGAUUCCGCCGCAGAAACUCAGUUCAAGAACGCUUUUCAGAUUCUUGACGCAGUAUUCUUGGCCCUCGGGCUGGCAAGCAAUCUCUUCGUCUGUUUUAUUAUGACUCGGUGCAGCUUGGCGAGGAAAAGUAUCUCCAAUUUUUACAUUCUCCAACUCUCUGUGACGGAAGUUGUUUACAGAACAGUUCUGGCUGCUCUGAAAAUCUACACUGUAAACGGGAAACGUCAUUUGAUUUCGGACACUGAAUGCAAAAUAUUGAUUCUUUGGCCAGAGGCAAUGUGUGCUGCUAUUUUUAUUCUUCUCGCUGGAAUCGCCAUGGACCGCAAAAAACACAUCAUAAAUCCCUUAAAGGCUAUGGCAAUGGAUAAACACCGAAAGACAAGGAUUGUUUUCAUUUGGUUAUUUGCACUCACUAUAUCUAUUCCCACCUCUUUAACUGCUAGCGUCAACCCAAGAUUGCAGCUACAAAAUAGCACCGAAGAACUUCUACUUCUUUGCCUUCUGCCACGUGGCCAGUUGUUAAGCAAAAUCUCAUUCACUAUCUACUCCUUGUUCGGUUUUGUUGUUCCAUUAGCAAUAAUAUUACGAUCUUAUUACCAAAUAUAUAUUUAUCUACGAGAAAGGGCUAAAACGCGAAAAUUAAAUGCGUCUUACAUAAGGUCCAAAUACAGAGCCCUGCGUAUGAUGGUCCAUAUCAUUCUUAGUUUUCUUUUGAGCUGGGGACCUGUCAUGUGCAGCACUCUUGCAACAGUUUACGGUGCUACAGUUCGAAUAGGAGAUAUUUCAGUCAAGCACAUUACAAUUUGUAUUUCGUUAACUAGUUCUAUUAUUAAUCCAGUGAUUUAUUCAUUUGGAAAUGUAAAUUUUCGAUCCGAGGUUGUCAGGACAUUUCGAAGUUUCAUUUUGAAAGUGCGCUGGCAAAGAGACUUAAGAUAGGAAAAGGAAAAAAAAAACUGACGCUGUACUUUCAAUUAGCUAUAAAGUUGGUUGAGGAGUGGGGUGAAGUUUAGCUACUUCUGUUUUUCAAAAAAGUAUUAGUGAAAAAUAUUCAAAGAGGAAAGAAAAUUUUCAGCAGCGGCAAAUGAGAACCUAAAGUAAAAAUGCGCAAACUGCCAGAAGCGCGGGAAAACGCGGGUUACCAGGUCGCAACUGAUUGGUUUAAAUUUUGAAUCUGAUUGUGGCGCGAGU
Messenger RNA from Stylophora pistillata, 1191 nucleotides. Its product is annotated as neuropeptide FF receptor 2-like. Gene Ontology annotation, biological process: G protein-coupled receptor signaling pathway. Gene Ontology annotation, molecular function: G protein-coupled receptor activity. The record is from RefSeq and is a predicted model, not a curated record. Lineage: Eukaryota; Metazoa; Cnidaria; Anthozoa; Scleractinia; Pocilloporidae. Gene Ontology annotation, cellular component: plasma membrane.